AUGGCAACAGGGCCGGAGCCAAAUCCUAGAGAGGACGUGCCCAAAAACAUGCCACAUCAUCAUGACACCCCAGAUGACCAUGGUAGCGGUGACGCUGAUGAGCGAUUCGCAGCUCCUGUCAGGCCCUCAGCCAUGAGUCAUCCUCCCCAAUCAGAGGAUUCGGAUUCUACGCCGACGGAGAGGUCGAUAGACGACAAUCCAUUUGUUGCCAUGCCUCGUCCACACACGAAUAACAACGUGAGCAGAAUUGAAGUGCGAAAUGAACCGGUCCUUGGACAUGAGGAUGGAGUUCGCACGAACCCACCAAGACUGACCUGCCAUGUCUCUCAAAGGCUGAUCGCCACCAUGCCAUAUAACCCAACGGCAUCGAUUCGCCCGCCAGCGGGCCCUGCGAGACUUACUGCAAGUUCGUCCCAAUUGCAACAAGGGCAGGACGACUCUGGCCCAGCUCCACCAGAAGAUGAAGCGACAAGUGCGCUCAAGCUGUUGUUCACCCAGUGGACGAAGGUGAAUCCACAGUUGAUUGAAGACGUGUUGGACAGGGGUAAGCAUGCCGCAAAUCCAGCGCCAACAACAGAAGGUGAUCUACUCUCAGACGACUCGGAUGCGGAGAGUGACAGUUCGCGUGGCCGGCGGCCAAGGUAUCGGACAGAAAGUGAGCUGUCAUCACCUGUCUCACGGUCCCGAUCCAGAAGCCGUCACCGACCAUACAAGCGCGAUAUCCGGAAUGGCGGUGGCUCAGGAUAUGCUCCGCAGGCGCCUCCUCGGUCAGGGCCGGAACCAACAGGGUGGGGGUGGCCAUCAUUCCCUCAUGUGACAGAGAGGGCGAUUCCAUUUGUACGGCAUGUUUGGCAUCCACCGCACGUUGAAGAAGUGCCACUUGCAAAAGUCCUCGCCGCCUACAAUGGACGGUUUGUUUGGAUGCUUCGCAGCCCGGAGGACUUGACUUACUAUGUGGACAGCCAAGCUUGUUUGCGGUAUUGGAUGACGCCCGGCCCAAAGGAGGCGAAGUUUGCUCAAGGAGAGGUUGAGACUGUCUUACCCAAACAGUGGGUGCAGAAGAAGGUGGUAGAGCUUUUUGGCUUCGUCUGCAAGAAUGACGGCGAAGCACAUUGGGCGAUUCCUCGACAAUUGACUUAUGUCGAAGUUCGGAAGCUCGUCGAGACGUCGUCACACCUCAUAGAAGAAGAAAUUCGCAGAAAAGCCGCCCAACUCACACAGAAGCAACAAGGCCGCGCUGAUGUCGAACCUGUUUUGAGGCGGACGGACCAGGAGGAACCCCUGCACUCCGCUUUCACUCAUAGCGAGUGGCCCAACUUUGUUCCGAAUCCUAUCAUCAUUCCAACGCCACCUUUCACCCAGAGUCAAAGUGAUGCAGGUGCACUGGUUCCCACCACUCGACCAGGGGAUAUGCAGCUGAUCAAAAGAGAUAAGCCUUUGCAAUCGCACGCGGCGAGUUGGAACCUUGACACCGACGACCACCUAAGACAAGACGAAGGCGAAGUCUCGGAUUAUUAUGAUGACGAUAAUCAGGAGGAGAAUGGCGACGUAACCGACGUUGCCAGCAUUCAUGUUCCUAACGACCAACUCGGCAUCGACAGUGACACUCCCCAUAGGCGGCGACGGCGGCUAUCAUCACCAUCGAACGAUACCUCCAAGAGGCCUGAAGGUGGGCGAGGCGGUAUAGGAGAUUCCAGCAGUAGCCACAGUCAUAGCCACCAAAGCAAUUUAUCACAAUCAACUUCCAUGAGAACUCCCGACUCGGAACUGGGAACGAGUGCGGAGACUGGGCCUGCAAGCAGGACCGGGACUGGGGCCGGGUCCGGAAGAAGACGACGAAGCGAACGAUCACAUACGUCGAAGACUUCAAGGUCGACAAGGGAGCAGAGAAAAGCCGGGGUGCAGGACGCAGAGACGCAGAGUCAGGCGACGGAUGUCCCAACUGGUAGUGGCAGCACACGCCGCCAUAGAACUCGGCGUUAUUGGUAG
Exophiala dermatitidis NIH/UT8656 is the source of this 1989-nucleotide messenger RNA. RefSeq lists its product as uncharacterized. The coding region runs from base 1 to 1989 and encodes 662 amino acids. Lineage: Eukaryota; Fungi; Ascomycota; Eurotiomycetes; Chaetothyriales; Herpotrichiellaceae. The record is from RefSeq and is a predicted model, not a curated record. The transcript has 3 exons.